AUGAUGAAAGUAAAUCGAAACUGUCCAGCAACACCAUCGACAGAUGAAUUAAAACCAUCAAUAUUUACACCAAAAGAACGAACAUCAUCAAUCAUCCCUAAUGAAUUAACUAGUGAAAUUAAUCCUAGUGCAUAUGCUCUUAAUCUAACACAUAUAACAGGACUUCAUACACCAAUAAAUAGUUUAUCAUUAAAUGAACAAUUACGUCUUGAACGUGACAUAGCUCAUCAAUCAUCGGUUAUAACACGAGAUUCAUUUACAACAACAUUUUCAAGUUUACAAACAAUGCUUUCACAAAUGCAAUUAAAAGUUGCUGCUGCGUUUUUACAAGAAACUGAAUAUUUACAACAACGUGAACAAAGACUUGAAUAUGAAGAACAAUUAUUAGUAGAACGUAAUCGACAAUUAGAAAAUUUACGUCAUGAACGAGAACGUAUGGAAGAAGAUUUUAUUCAAAUAAAAAAUCGUCUUGAAACAGCUGUUAUACAAGUAACAAAAUUCAAAACACAUGGAGCAGAAAUUUUACAAACAUUAUUUUCAGAAUCUCGUCAAAUAGAUGAACAAUUAUCUGAACUUAUAUCUGAAUCAAUGGCAUCACUUACUCGUACAAGAUCUAUAAUUAAUUCUAAAAAAAAUAAUUUUAUUGAAAAAUCUGAUGAAGUUCGUUCAGAAUUAAAUGAUCGUACAACAUUAAUACGUAAUACGGAAUUAACUAUAACAAUGAUGCUUGAAUUAAUUAAUGUUUUAAAUCAAUUAAAUAUUGAACAUUCUCAAGAUCUUUCAAUUGCUAAAACAGAUUUUGAUAUAAAAAAUCAAGAUUUUAUUGAUUUAUCUCAAACAAUAAAACAUAAUUGGGAUAUUAAAAAAGAAAUUGAACAAAUAAGUUUAUUAGAAAAUGAAAAAAUUCAAGUACACAAAGAAUUAUUAGAACAAACAUUAUUACUUGAAAAUCUUAAAACUGUUUUAGGAAAAGCGAUUAUUUCUUAA
Messenger RNA from Rotaria sp. Silwood2, 987 nucleotides. NCBI's taxonomy places the organism in Eukaryota, Metazoa, Rotifera, Eurotatoria, Philodinida, Philodinidae. The record is from the annotation of a GenBank genome assembly.